UCAAUCCCGGAGUAUCCCCGGGGUUAGUGUCGUCUGCUGUCUCUUGUCAAAUCGUCUGCUAGGAGCAAAAAAUAAAAUUCUCCGAAAGCGCAUUCCGGAAAGCAGUCUGGUUCUUUUAUUUUGUGCUGUGCUCUUCAAAAGUGCCGAAUUCGUUCUUUCUCUCUGGAAUCAAUCCCGGAUUCUUCAGAUUCCCGUAUCAGAGGGGCGGUGGGGGAGGGAUUUGUUGACGUUUCACUGUCACGUGACGUACAUGGCGUGCAGCCGCCGGCUACGCUGACCAACUUCUCCUGACAAAUUGCCUUGGUAUAAAUGACUCACCGUAAUGAUGAGUAAAACAUCGUUGCUGCUACUUCUACUGACCACUUCAUUGGUCCAAUCUGAUUUCUCUGGCUGCCCCACUCUCCCAGCCUCCCGUACCUGCUCCUGUAGUCUGAAAACUCGGGGACUUGACCUUAGUUGUGAUUCAGCUUCUUUACAAGACCUCUUGACCUCCAUCGAAGCCAUUGCUGAUACCCGACAGGUAGUCUGGUACCUCAAGUUUCGGAACGUCAGGCUUGGUCACUUCGGAAAAUCACUUUUGGGGAAUCUGAGAGUAAAUCAUUUCAUUGCUUUAAAUUGCAGCAUAACGUCCAUUGAUCAAGAUGCUUUCGCAGGCCUCGCUGAUGACCUUGAAUCCUUGGAUUUAGGGCAGAAUAAAUUGGAGCGUGUGCCAACGGCUGCCUUUGAAGGACUGGCCAAUUUGGCAUCGCUAAAUCUAAAUUAUAAUCGAAUAGAGAUUUUACAUGCUGAAGCAUUUAGAGGACUAAUAUCUCUACUGAGGCUAAGUCUUUUUGGAAACAGAAUUAAAUUCGUGGACGAUCUAGCCUUCGAAGGCAUCGGUGGUAACCUCACACAGGUGAAUCUAGGAGACAAUGGAUUGUCCUCAGUGCCAUCGAGACCGCUUCGGCACUUAAGUGUCCUACAGAGGCUCCAGCUCCAUGAAAAUAAGAUAAUUAAUCUUCUGCCAGAGGAAUUCAAUGGAAUGGGGGAAAGCCUGGAUGUCCUUGAAUUGUCUGGAAAUCAAGUAGAGGAGAUACCAGAGAGGGCUUUUGCGAACUUGAAGAUGCUCAACUCAUUGGAUCUAGAGAACAAUCGAAUACGAUACAUCCAUCCUAAGGCCUUCGAAGGCAUAGAAAGUUCUCUGGAGUGGCUGAAACUAGGAGAUAAUCAGCUGUCUGCAAUCCCUGCGGAGCCCUUGCGACGGUUGGAAAAGUUGCGGCAGCUGGACUUGAGACAAAAUCACAUCGAUAAGAUCUUGGAAGAUGACUUCAGGGACUAUGGCAGAACGCUUAAGUUUAUCUAUUUACAAAAGAACAGGUUGCACACCAUCGAAGUGAACGCUCUGAGCGAGUUGGAUUCCUUGGUAUGGCUCUACAUGCCGUCCAACCAGCUGAGUGUAGCGCCCUACGAGACUUUCCGCUCUGUUCUGGACACCCUUCAGAUUCUAGAUCUGCACGAGAAUCCUUUUAACUGUGACUGCCGCAUUGCCUGGUUCCGAGACCUCGUCCGAGACCAAAAAUCCAAAGUGGUAAACAUGCCGAGGGAGACACGUUGCGAGGCACCACCGCAGCUCAAGGGUAAAGCUAUUGCCUACGUCACCGGCCAGGAUCUGGGUUGCGUGGUGGACAGUUCCUGCCACCUUUUCCUGCCCUGUCCGUCCUUGCUUCUCCUACUCCUGCUGACACUCUUAUAUACAUGAGCCGGGGCUUGAGACAUCGGGUUUAACACGCCCUUUCAAGGAGCGAGGCAGCUUUGCACUGUCAUUGUGGGACAAUGGACAAAGCAUCCCACAUUAUGUGCUUUUUUUAAUUCGAAACUAUUUAAAUUUAUGUGUUACCUUUUGGAACAUUACAUUUUCUUCAUGAUGCGAUCAUAAGUAAAUAUAAAAUGUUUCAUUUUACGAAUCUUUUUUGUGGGUGCUUUUUUCGCAAUAAGAGAAGAAAGGUGAUAAACUGUUAAAACUUCAACUGUUUAACGAGCGAAGUUAACGCAACUCUGAAAUGCAGAGAAACUUUUCAAGUGUUGUUUAUAUCAUAUGCAACAGCGAAACACGCGUUUUCAUUUUGGAGUCACUGCAGGUUGCUCUUAACUUUGUGUGUGUAAUUUUUGAAGGAAAGAACAUAGAGAAUGAACAAUUUAUUUUUCGAAAGGGUUCAGCAAUAGUUUUAAACUUUAUGAAGCAAAUCCCGAAUUGUGUUUUGUUUUCUGAAGAAUUCUAUUUCAGAAUUGCCGAACUUGCCAGAAAACAAUCAUAGUAGCGGAAUAAAUUAUUGAAAGUAUUUUCACGUAAAUUUGGCAGUUUUUGUUCCAUCUUUUACACGAAUUGAAAGAAUCAUGGGAAUGAAUACAAAUGUGUCGUAAAUAUCUUAAAUUAUAAAUUUAUUUAAUUAGAAGAGGAAUAUUACAGCACUGAAUGAAAAAAGUCAGUUCUUUGGUGAAUUUAUCUAACAUUUAUUUUCAAUGAAAUUUGAAAUGAAACAGUCAUCACGGAAGUCUCCUAGAAUUGAAUGAAUGUUUUCAUCCAAUGUCUGACAAAGUUAUUACUGAAUUCAUUAGAAAUGUAAACGUCAUCGGUGCUUCAUUAUACGAAAUAAAUUUUCCAAAGGCUUUGCUGUAAUUCUUCAGUUCAUAUGUCAAUAGAAAUUGAUUUCUUAGCUAACAUUCAGAACACCUGAACCACGAUGACAAUGGUAUGAAUGUAAGUGACAUCAACGACAGACAUGGAACCAUUUAAUUAAAAAGUAGAGACUAUUUUGAAAUUCGAUGAACUAUGGAUUCUAUUUUAUAAAGUUCUAUUCAAUCCAGGAAUCCCUAUUAUCUGUAUUGAAUUUACUGCAUUGUUAUAAAAAGAGUUUUAGCUACGUACUGAAUGAAGUGAACUGUCGAUUGAUGCUGCAUUCAAAGGGUACGAUUGGUAAAAAAUGGAAGAACUUCCGUUUACUUGGUAAUGACACCUCAUUUUAAUAUGAUUGAAUAAAUAAGACCACGAAAGGGUGAAAAAAAGCAGACUUCUACACAAUCGGACGGCUUGUCUUCGAUUUCUUUACAAUCGAUUUCAGAUAUGCUUUCCCUAUUAUAAAAAAAUGCCCAAUAACAUAGUUACAAUAUCUUCACAAUAUUGGCCAAAGUUUAGAAUAUUGAAUAACAUCAUGGAAACAUCGAAAAAUAUUUUGUCUAAUAGGGUUAAGAGCUCCGAGCAUGGAGAUACGGACUUUUCUGUCAAUAACAAUACGAAAACGAGCAGAUAAAAAAAUGGCAUAAAGGUCAAGUUAGACUAUAAAGUAGUUAUUCUGUAUGAAUCGAUACAUUUUAUAUUAAGAAUUUGGCAACAGUUCUCUCUCACACACACAGAUACUUACAUACAUAAAUAGAGAGAUUGAUUUGGAAGGAUUCCGACAAAGAGAAAAUAAAGUAGCUUUAAAAGGCUUACGAAAACAGAUUUAUUAAAUAACUUUAGGAAAUUCGAAAAAAAUGAGGUGUUGAAUAUAAACUAUACUUUCAAGUAUGGUAAUAACGGAACUAUCAACCGCUUUAAGGUAUUAAAGACUAAUUACAAAGGUGUGAGAAUGUUGAAAAAUGAUCGAUCAGAAAUUCAGAAGUUUGAAGAAGAGGCGGAAUUUUGUGAAAUCUUCGCAUAUUCGGCCGAGAUAGCAAUUCAUCUGAAGAGAUCAGAAUUCUUUUGAUCAUCGGUGCAGACAUAUACACUUUCAUCCACUCUUUUUUAUUAUCUGUUCACCUUUGCCAUCUCAAAUUUUGACCAGGAUACCACAUCUUUCCGAAUCUGAAAUCAUUAAAUGACUUUCCACAAGUGAAAUCAAGCUCCCGCCGACUUCUGAUUUUUCCUCUCAUCAACUUGCUUUCUAUUUUGUGAAUAUAUGUGCAUGACUUUUGAGGCCUUAAGAAUAACUUUACAUCACACUAUUUAUCGAUUCAAAGCUACCGUUUAGAUCCACCGUAUCGUGAACAGAAAUAACAAUGACUGAUUAGUUCCAUUUAAGCCUAACAUCACAUUCUAGCUCACAAACAUUCGUUCAUCAUAUAUAUGUCCCUGCGUAAGAUUAGCUUGCUUUGGUUCCUUCAUUCCUUAGUAGUCUCUAUCAAUAUCAUUUGGACUACAAUAAUAAAAUUAAGUGUUUAAGUUUAUCGAAAUCUAUACGGAUAUCAAAAAUAAGAAUAAUUGAAUACAAAAGAAUUUUACAUGAAAGAUUAAGAAGAUAAUAUAAAGCGAAUGGAAACUAUUUACUGCCGUAUCAAAACAAUUUCUCACUCUAAUAUUUUAUUUCUAUAAAUUUGUCAGAUUUAUUACAAAGAUAGUUUUAAAAUAAAACAUAGAUUGGACUUGAAAAUGUUCAAAUUUUGAAGUAUUUUCGACGACAUCUAGAACCAUAUAAAUCGUUGGCUGAUAUUUGCCCUUCAUUGAAAAUUUAAUUCAGCAGCUGUCAUGUAUCUUAUCUUAAUAUAUAUUAUUUUUAUUGUAAUGUAUAUUGUAAUUUAUGUUCUAUAACUUUAAACGUACACCAUUAUGUGAAAAUUGAGAGAAACAAUUGUAGAAUUGACUGAAGAAAAUGAAGUAUCUCCAUCUUCACAUCGUACCCUGACUGCCACGUCAACAAUAAACAUUCUUCUUUUACAUGUGGUAGAAAGCAUAAAAAUUUUAUUUGAAAAUCUGUUUGGAACAUUUCAAAUAUUGUGCUUUACGUUAAAAUAAAUUUUUUAA
Molecule: messenger RNA, 4756 nt
Organism: Argiope bruennichi
Lineage: Eukaryota; Metazoa; Arthropoda; Arachnida; Araneae; Araneidae
Product: leucine-rich repeat-containing protein let-4-like
Exons: 5
Coding region: 323-1738 (471 amino acids)
Cellular component (GO): plasma membrane
Molecular function (GO): protein binding
Source: RefSeq, a predicted model, not a curated record